Messenger RNA from Ichthyophthirius multifiliis, 647 nucleotides. RefSeq lists its product as hypothetical. The annotation marks the transcript as partial. The record is from RefSeq and is a predicted model, not a curated record. The transcript has 3 exons. NCBI's taxonomy places the organism in Eukaryota, Ciliophora, Oligohymenophorea, Hymenostomatida.
AUGUUAAAUUAAAUGAAAAUGAAAAGAAUAGAAUAUUUUUCACAAAUUUAAGAUAAAAUAAAUUAUGAUUCUUAAUUAUUAUCUAAAUUAGAAAAAGACUUUUUCUAUAAUUUUAUAAAUAAUGAUUGUAAAUAAUUAUUAGAUGAACUUAAAAAAAUAUAUCUUCCAAAACUAAACACUGUUCUCUAAUUUAAAUUUAAUCAAGAAACAUUUAUUUACCAAAUCCCAAAUAAAGACCUUGCUAAGCACAUAGAAGCCGAAUGGGGAUGUAGUAUAGUUUUAUCAAGUCUUGAAUUAGAAUAAUUUAUAAGUAUAUUUCUAUCUCUACUAUUAGAAUAAAGUAUAGUAUUCGUUUCAAAUAAUUCAGCCUUAUUAUCUUCCACAGUAUUAUUAUUUCAUUCACUUUUAAAACCUUUUUUAUGGCCACAUCCAUUAAUAAUAAAUUUACCUAAUAAUUUCAUGCAUGUGUUAGAUAUUCCAAUUCCAGUAUUAGUGGGUUUAAAUAAAGAUAAAUCUUUUGUGUUUGAAAAAAAAUUAGAUUUAGUUCAUGAAAAUUGUCUUUUUGUAUUAUUAGAUGAAAAAGUUGAAAUACUUAAUAAUCAUUUAGUUAAAAAUAUUUAUAAAUCAUAAACUUUUAUACAGGUAUU